AUGUCAUUUCUUGAAGAAUUUCAAGCCAAUUUGGAUUCACUGCCCAAUAUUCUUCAUAAGAAGUAUGCCUUGUUGCGUGACCUAGAUAAGAGUUUACAAGAUAAUCAAAGGCAAAAUGAACAGCGUUGUGAGCAAGAAAUUGAAGAUAUUCGGCGAGGAGUUAGGAUUGCUGACGAAAAAGUUGCCUUGGCUGUCCAAGCAUAUGAUUUGGUAGAUACACACAUACAACAACUUGAUCAAUAUCUGAAAAAGUUUGAUGAGGAACUUCGGCGUGAAAGAGAAAAUGCUGCAAUGACUGGAGUGCCUGCUUCAAGUACAGACGGCAACACAAAAUCUGGAAAGAAUGAAGGCGGUAGAGGAGGCAGAAAAAAAACACGACCAACAGCAUCUGUCCAAACCGCAAUAGCAGCAGCAACUGCAGCAGCAGCAGAGCUAGCUACAUCUGCAAAUCCUACUGGCAUGGAUUUAGAUUUACCAGUUGAUCCGAAUGAACCUACAUAUUGCUUUUGCAACCAAGUUAGCUAUGGAGAAAUGGUUGCCUGUGAUAACCCUGAUUGCAAAAUAGAGUGGUUUCAUUUUGGUUGUGUUGGUCUGAAAGAACAACCAAAAGGAAAAUGGUUCUGUUCAAGUUGUGCAGCAACAAGAAAUCGCCGGAGAGGCAAAUGA
This is a messenger RNA of Vicia faba (fava bean), 666 nucleotides long. Lineage: Eukaryota; Viridiplantae; Streptophyta; Magnoliopsida; Fabales; Fabaceae. The record is from the annotation of a GenBank genome assembly.